This is a messenger RNA of Daphnia carinata, 1085 nucleotides long. RefSeq names its product ceramide-1-phosphate transfer protein-like. Gene Ontology annotation, molecular function: ceramide 1-phosphate binding; ceramide 1-phosphate transfer activity. Gene Ontology annotation, biological process: ceramide transport; intermembrane lipid transfer. The record is from RefSeq and is a predicted model, not a curated record. The transcript is spliced from 4 exons. Gene Ontology annotation, cellular component: membrane; cytoplasm; cytosol. Bases 264 to 902 code for a protein of 212 amino acids. NCBI's taxonomy places the organism in Eukaryota, Metazoa, Arthropoda, Branchiopoda, Diplostraca, Daphniidae.
UAUUUUGUUUAUAUAAUUUAAUAAUAUUGGUGUACUAAAAACAAUAAAAAUACACUAGUUUGACAGCAAAUUGUUAAAUUUGUAAAUUUCAUCAAAGUUAGCCAUAUGGUGUGUUGAUCAAGCCCUUAUCAGCUCAAAAUCUAUUUGGAAUGAUAAUAGGCUACCUGUUAACGGGAUUUGUAUCAGUGAACCGUCUUACCUCGCCGUCGUUUACUUGAAGUUUCCGUAUUUUGCCUCGACAACUUAAUUACAAGUUGUUGGAAAUGUCAUCGCCCGAAAAGAAGUUUGAUCUUGACUAUUUGCAUGUUAAAUUAUCUGCAGUUUAUGAAAAGUCCCCUAGACUUGAUAUGGAUUCUUACAUCAAUGCUUAUACAGAAUUUAACAAGUUUUUUGGUUUAAUGGGCACAGUUUUUGGUUUUGUGUCCUCCGAUGUGACAAGCAAGCUUGAAAUAUUACAGGCUUUCAGGCAAGGCCCCAAUGGUCAACAUUUUGAAACCAUUGAGGACAUGAUCAUAUAUGAGGAGAACGAUAACAAAUUUAGUGAUUCAAAGUAUAUAUCUGGAAGUCGUACUUUGUUGCGCCUACAUAGAGCUUUAUUGUUUAUUGCCUUAUUUCUGGAAGAGCUAUUCAAGCUGAAGUCAGAUGAUAAGCUUUCAGGAGCUUGUCAGAAAACAUACAGUGCCACAUUAGGCCAGUAUCAUCCCUGGAUUAUUCAAAAAGCUGCACUUAUGGCAAUGUAUGCUCUACCUACCAAAUUGGGUCUUUUGCAACGGAUUAAGGGGCCCAAUGAAACUGAAGAACACUAUGCUGAACUACUUCCUAAAGCUGUAGAUGCUAUGAAAAAAGUUUACGAUAAAACCCAAAAAUUAUACCAGGACCACAACAUACUUGAGCUGCCUUAAAGUUUUCAGGUGUUUCCAUACCAUAAGCAAGUAAUACCCAGCAAUUGUGUACGUUGACUUUUUCGAUUGUUUUUUUGUUGACUUGUUAAAAAUGCUUUGACUAGACCAAAGAAAAAAUAACAAUUCUGUCAACAACAAAGUAUGGGGGGGGGUGUUGGCUUGUGUUAAGUUAAGAUAAAAUGC